Messenger RNA from Prosopis cineraria, 2589 nucleotides. RefSeq names its product protein YLS7. Gene Ontology annotation, cellular component: Golgi apparatus. Gene Ontology annotation, molecular function: O-acetyltransferase activity. The record is from RefSeq and is a predicted model, not a curated record. The coding region runs from base 564 to 2333 and encodes 589 amino acids. NCBI's taxonomy places the organism in Eukaryota, Viridiplantae, Streptophyta, Magnoliopsida, Fabales, Fabaceae. The transcript is spliced from 3 exons.
CCUUGCACGAAGAGAAAAGUAUCAUCAAGGGGAAAAGCUUCCCUGAUUUCACACAUAUACUUGGACUUAAAUUGUAGGGUGAACUUGUUACCCGAUUAUAAUAUAGUUCCCGGAAUUAUUUGUUAUUGGCAUUCCAAUGCGUUGAUUCAUACCCAAAUUUCAGCGACUAAAAGCUUGUUUUUAAAGCCAUAUUUGCUGUAAUCUUGACACACUAGGUUGCAUCAUAUUCAUUCAUCUAGUGAUCCCAAUAAGUUUUGGUCCUUUUUCCUACUCUAGAUAUUCGAAUCACGUUGAGAAUUAUAUGUCGUUCUUCUCGGGGUCCCGAGUCUUGAAGUUUAAUGCCGAUUACAUAUGAUCGACGAAUGAUGGGAUGCAGUAGCUGAUAUGAGACCGACUAUUUCAUGCCAUAUUUACCCAUAGUUUAAACUAAUUUUAUAAUUUCCUUGAUUAUUUGUGCGAUAACAGGGCUUUUCUGGGCAAUUUUCGCUAUCGAAACCUCUGUUUUUGACAAUCUUUUGCGGUUAUGAUAGCUUUUAUGCUUUAAGAAGCAGUUUAAAUUUAGAAUGUCUUCCCAUCCCAGGUCUCUUUCUUGGAUUGUGGUCUCAAUGGGAGGCUUAGCUGUAUUUUUAAUUUGUGCUUCCUGGGUUCUUGUAUCUUACCCCGUUGGUGCCUCAAUUCAUGGAUAUUUCUAUGGUGUAGACAAUGUUGAAAAGUUUGAUUUGCCAGUCUCUCCAAUCAAUACAAAUGUUAACUUGAAUGAAAGUUUGGAUCUAGUCCAUAAUGAUGUAUCUUCUGAUCUACAAUCUCCAACAGUUUCCUCUAGUUAUCUGUCAACUAAUACAAACAGAGAACACAAUGAUACCAUAUCAAAUUCAUCAGUAUCCUUCCAUGAUUCUACUUCACCAAAAUUUCCAAAAACCAAGGAGAUGAAUGGAUUAGAAACUUCUGUUGCUUCAGCUUCUAACCCACAAGAACAUGUGGUACCACUGGGCUUCCGGGAAGAAGUGGUUAAUAUUAGCUUACCCAUUCAUUCAAAUGCAGCAUCUUCUACUGCAGAUAGUGGUACCAAUUCUUCUAAUAUGACAAGUAAUAUUAGAAUCAAUGAACCUGCUUCUGUGCAUUUGAUAGAUGUGUCAAGUGCCAUAAGUACAUCAUCAAAUGGGAACUCUUUACCUCCUGUUUCCAUAUCAAAGCCCGUUCAAGCAUCAUCUGGGGCUUCAAAUAAUGCAUCCCAUGUUGGUAUAGUUGAUUCAGGCUGUGAUUUAUACCAUGGCAAUUGGAUACAUGAUCCAUUGGGACCAUUAUAUACAAACAAUUCAUGCCCUAUAUUGACUCAGAUGCAGAACUGUCAGGGUAAUGGAAGACCUGACAGGGAUUAUGAGAAUUGGAGAUGGAAGCCCUUUCAGUGUGAGCUCCCACGAUUUGAUCCAAAUAAAUUUUUGGAGCUAAUGAGAGGGAAGACCUUGGCUUUUAUUGGAGAUUCAGUAGCUCGAAAUCAGAUGGAAUCAAUGUUGUGUAUCCUUUGGCAGGUAGAGGUACCCAAGAACAGGGGAAACAGAAACAUGCAACGAUAUUAUUUCAGGUCCGCAUCAGUAAUGAUUGUUCGGAUAUGGUCCUCUUGGCUUGUGAAAGUCACAAAUGAGCCUUUUGAUUUUGCUCCAGCUGGUGUGGACAAGCUCCAUCUUGAUGCCCCUGAUGAAAAGGUCAUGAACUUUAUCCCAACCUUUGAUGUGGUCGUCCUUUCUUCUGGCCACUGGUUUGCGAAGCAAUCUGUAUACAUACUUAACAGUGAGAUAGUAGGAGGCCAGUUGUGGUGGCCAGACAAGUCCAUACCUAUGAAGGUCAAUAACAUAGAAGCAUAUGGGAUAUCUGUUGAAACAAUCCUCACUGCUCUUUUUAAUCAUCCAAAUUACACAGGACUCACCAUUUUGCGCUCCCAUUCACCAGAUCAUUAUGAGGGUGGGGCUUGGAAUACAGGAGGAUCAUGCACCGGGAAACUUAAGCCUCUUGCAGCUGGUGAAAUGGUGAGAAAUGGUUAUACUGACACAAUGCAUGAGAAACAAGUUAACGGGUUUAACCUUGCAAUGAAGAAGGCAAGGAACAGAUCAAAGUUGAUAUUGAUGGAUAUCACUGAUGCAUUUCAGUACCGCCAUGAUGGUCAUCCAGGUCCAUACAGGAGCCCUGACCUAAAUAAGAUCACAAAACGUGGAGCUGAUGGAAGGGCCCCACCACAGGAUUGCUUGCAUUGGUGCAUGCCUGGUCCUGUGGAUACCUGGAAUGAAUUAGUGUUUGAAAUCAUUAGGAGAGAGUUUAAUAGUGGAAGGUCACCAUGAACCUGAAGUUCAUUUCUUUUCCAGGCCCCCCUCCUUGAUAUUUGUCAGCUAGAAUCUUCAGGUAAAGAUAGAAAUCCAUUAUUAAAAAAGUUCCAUCACCUUGGGAGCUAGAAUUUUUCAUAGGCUAAAUUCGUUCAUCCCUUAAUUCCUUUGUAUCUAGCAAUAUAUGUAUAUAUAUAUAUAGUAUGAUCUGGUUUCACUCCAUUGAAUUAAAUUGUUACCUGUUGUAAUAAGUGAGGCGUAGUGACAUUUUGUU